AUGACAGAGUUUAGAGAGGAAGUCAAAAAAAUUGAAAAUAAAUAUAGUCCUAAUGAAUUAGCCGAAGUUUUUAUGACCGCCACUAAUCAUUACACGAAAGAAAAUCGUCCCCAAACUAAAGAAGUCAAAAUUAGCGGUAACGCUGAGCAGGGAAAAAUAACUUUUCAACAACUAGCCCAAACCGUCGCUAAUCAUGACGAAUUUCGUUUUUUCCCAUCUCAUCAACCUGAACCAAAAGAGGAACCAGGAAAGGAAAAAAAUGAUAAUUCUUCCCACUUGGCUAAAAAAUUAAGGCAAACCGCCCGGUUAGAAAAGUUAUCCAGCGAGGAGGAGAUAAAUGAGUUCAAAGACAAAUUAAUUAAAGAAGUUGCUAGGCAAAAAUCUGCUUCUCAAACUCCGUCAAGUCCGUCCCAAUCAGAAAGAGAAAAUAAGUUUCCUUUCUUUGCCAAAACAGCAAUAGCAGUGAUUAUUUUGGCAGCAGUGGAAAAUGGUGAUGUUUUAACUACAGUUAGUGCGGGAAGUGUCGACCUUGGUAAUAAUAAAAAAGUUACUGGCACUAAGAAGGCUACGGCCUUUAUGGCUGAAAAAGCCACCGAAGAAAUAAUUAGAAGAGCCGCCGAGUUUGGAGUUUACAAUGUAGAAAUACAAGUCAAGGGAAUUGGGGCUGGUCGAGAUUCAGUAAUAAAAAAAAUAUUAGAGCAAAAAUCUUUGAAUGUGGAAGGAUUGACUGACAGGACUCCAAAUCGUCAUGAAAUAGAAGAAAUAGUUGUCAAAAAUAAACCUCAUACUUCUUCUUUUGUUUUUCACCACCUGCCUUCGGGUAUGGGGAUAACUCUCGGUAAUUAUUUGCGUCAUUUUCUUCUGAAAUACAAUGGCGGGAUAGCGUCUUUGGGAGCAAAAAUUAGUGAUAGGAAUGGUCCAGUGGAAAGUGAAUUUAGUACCCUCGUGGGAGUGAAAGAAGUAACCAGUUAUCUCAUUAUUAAUCUAAAAAAGAUUAUUGUGGAAGAAAAGAAAAUAAAAGAAGGAAUUUUUUGCUUAGAAUUGAGUGUUGAGAAUAAAGAAAAAAAAGAAAAAGUAAUUACAGCAGGCGAUUUUCAAAAAGAUAAAGAUAUAGAAAUUAAAAAUCCUGAUCUUUAUUUGGCUACUUUGGCUGCCUCUACUGAGGAGGAACAAGAAAAAAAAUACUUUUCUGAGGAAGAAGAUGUUAUUGCUUUUGAUACUGAUUAUUCUCCAAUUAAAGGCGGAUUAGUAAACUUCAAAGUAAAUUCACAAGUAAUUAGUCAAGAAAAGACAGAAGAAGAAUUAACGCUCACUAUUACUACUAAUGGUGCUGUUGCACCAAAAAAGGCCCUCCAAGAAACUUUAGAACUAUCAAAGAGUUCUUUUAAUGCCAUCACUGAAUUGAUUAAUAGUGAAAAAAAACAAAAAUUGAUUGCUGAAACUAAAUAA
Messenger RNA from Paraglomus brasilianum, 1449 nucleotides. Lineage: Eukaryota; Fungi; Glomeromycota; Glomeromycetes; Paraglomerales; Paraglomeraceae. The record is from the annotation of a GenBank genome assembly.